Messenger RNA from Funneliformis mosseae, 2787 nucleotides. NCBI's taxonomy places the organism in Eukaryota, Fungi, Glomeromycota, Glomeromycetes, Glomerales, Glomeraceae. The record is from the annotation of a GenBank genome assembly.
GGUAAAGUUAAAUUGGCGGACUAUGGUUUAUUUUAUAUGACCAACGGAGGAGCCGACGUAGAUUUCCCAAUUGGUUAUCCGCAUUAUCUUCCACCUGAAGCAAUUUAUCGCCAAGCUGAUAUGCCAGAGGUCACCGGAAAGGUGGAUGUGUGGUCGCUUGGUGUAAUCUUGGCCGAAAUUUUUACAGGGUCAACUUUCUGGAAAGAAAAUGAUAAAGACAUUGAAAAAUUAUUUUCUUCAUUAUGGAUGCUUCAAUCCUUCGUACAUGAGGAUGGGGAAACUGAUGAUGAUGAAGUUUGGAACAAGGUUCUUACUUAUCAAUUGGGUAUAAAUGAACCGAUUUUGGAAUUUCUAAAUGGUUCUGCUGAUGAUGAUAUUGCGGAUUCGGAUUUUCGAAAAUUCAUUUGUGCAUGUUUGAAAGUGAAUGUUUCAAAUAGGUGUUCUCCAGAGCAGUUGUUGUCGCAUCCAUUCUUUUCUGGACAUGGUCUCAGCGACAACUAUAAAUAUUGGUGGAAAAAACCAUUUUUACAAUCACAGAUAAUUGAUUUUGAUGAAGAAGAUUUGUUUGUUCCUAUAGAUGAACAACCCAACAAGGAUGUCCUCUACGGAAUACCAUUAUCUCAGAUCUAUUACUUUUGGAAACUUGCCGGAGGUGAUGUGGAAUCGGAAUUGGCCAAAAGAGGUUAUCUACUAAGUACGCCACCAAUCGAACGAAUUCCAAGGACUGUAAAAGUACAAGAUGGAAAAGAAGAAGGCACAACAAAAGAUACCGCCUUUCUAUUUUCUGAUACCAUUUACACUUUAUCUUUGAAGGAACUUCGACAAAGGCUUGAGGUAGCUACUGGUCCUAAUAGAGAAACAUUUGAAUGGGAUACUGACUAUUUUAUGCUUGUUGAUGAGGAUGAUAUGAACUUUUUGGUCGACGAAAUGUCUGACGAUGAGAAUUCAAGCACAAAGGUUGGUAUUCUUGGAAAGUACCUGUUCCCUGAUCCAAAUAACCAUAAGGCGUCAUCAUCAUCGACAAAUGGGACCACACCAUCAACAAAUAACGUCAAAUUGCCGUUAUUAAUACGAGAAAAAGACGUCGGGUAUCAGUUUCAGAGGGUUGCCUUAUUUAGUGAGCUACUUAGGCAAUAUCCAGCGUCGAGAGAUGAAAUUAUUCAUCAUGCAAAAGUUGAUAUACCACCUUUUUUACGUGGAAAAAUUUGGGCUGCAAUUUUAGGAGUUUAUGGCGAUUAUCAAGCCUUAUACGAUUCUUAUGAUAAGGAGUCAGAGAAGGAAACUACGACGGAUCGGCAGAUUGAUGUUGAUGUUCCGAGGUGUCAUCAAUAUAAUCAGCUACUUUCGUCUCCCAUUGGUCAUGAAAAGCUUCGAAGGCUUUUGAAAUGUUUUAUAGUGGCGAACGCGAACAAUAAAUUAGUUUACUGGCAAGGGUUGGACUCUCUUUGCGCUCCUUUUCUAACACUUAAUUUUAAUGACGAAGCUCUUGCAUUUAGUUGCUUACAUACGUUUAUUCCAAAAUUUCUUCAAGAUGUUUUCUUGUUUGAUAAUUCAUCUGUCAUUGCAGAGUAUCUUGCGGUUUUUAAACAUCUUUUGUCAUUUCAUGAUCCAGAACUUUCCAGUCAUCUUAACAAAAUAGGGUAUCAACCUGAUCUAUACGCAAUUCCAUGGUUCUUGACAUUAUUUACUCAUGUUUUCCCAUUGGAUAAAACAUAUCAUUUAUGGGAUAAAAUUCUUGUUGGACCACCUUCGCUACCAUUAUUUACUGGUAUCUCUAUCCUACAACAGCUUCGUGAUUUACUUAUAAAGUCCGAAUUUAAUGAUUGUCUUGCUUUUGCCGAAUCAUUUCCUGACGUUGAUAUUGAAAAGUGCAUCCAAUCAGCACUUUCAAUGUGUAAAGUAACACCACCUUCAGUGAUUUAUCGUGUUCAUGAACCUUUUGUAACACCUGGUGCAUCACAUAAUGGAAUUCAGGAUCCUGAUCAUAAUCCUCAACGAUGGUGGGAAGUACCCAUCUCAAUUGAUACCAAGAAGGAAGAAUUAACUCCAAGAAUUUCACUUAAGGAUUUAGUAAAAUUGAAGAAUCAUGUAUUGGUUAUCGACACAAGAAGUGAACUAGAAGGACAUUUCCCAUCAUCAAUAAAUAUGAAUCCGGCACAUUUAGAACAACUUGCACUAACACUUAGACAAGAAAAUAAGAAAUAUCAUGUAGUUUUGGCUAAGAGAGGGGAUUCAGGACCACAGUUUGCUGCAAAUCUUGUAUAUGCCAAUUUUUCACGAGUUGCAGUGUUAACAGGUGGCAUCGAUGUUAUGCGUGUUGAUACCGAAGAAAGUGUACCAGUAUGUACAUGUCGACCUAAAAGCUGUUCCAUUGGAUCAAAGAAUGGAGGUGCUAUUUAUUGGAAGUGUCCAAUUCCUCUUCAGCUUUACGAAAGAUCUUUUAAUACGGAAGAAUUAACCGCAGUUACAAGAAUUGUCGCUGAUUUACAGAUUUACAUGUGUCGAUAUCAUGGAUAUCAUAGGGAGAAAUUACGUUAUCAUAAAAUUGAUCAAAACGGAAAUUCAUCAUUUCUGAAUAUCCAAAAUUGGAAUGCCAGUAAAAAAAAUCUGCUUGCUUAUUCCGAGCAAUCUAACCUUAAUCGUGAAAUCAAACGAAAUUUAAAGAAUAUGCUUCGAGAAAAUCGUGAUCUUCAGCACGUGUCUCGUAAUCGCGAAAUGCGCAACAAAAUUUCGGAUCAUCCUCAAAACUCAUUGCCCGUUCUUCAUAGUUCCUAUUCAGAUCUAUGA